AUGGCCGGUGUGAGGCGACUGCUCCCUUCUCUGAACCGCGUGCUUGUGGAGAAGGUCGUGCCCCCCACCAAGACCAACGCCGGAAUCCUCCUUCCGGAGAAGACUACCAAGGUACGUACGCUCAUUUGAUCCCGUUGAUUCCAAGCUGACGAGGUUUGUCUUCCAGAUAAUUACUUGGACCUAAAAUAGAUGGAUAUUUCUGAUGAUCACAUAUCUACCUUCAAGGGGUUUAGUUGGAGGGGGGAUGUGGGUUCCACUUUUUUUUUUUCAAGGUUUUUCCCUCUUUUUCCCGUCUUGCUCCCUUUAUUAUGACGCCGAGCGUGAUUAUCCUUUUCAUUUCCCAUUUUUUUGGUUGGAUUUGAUCCGACUUCAUAAUAUAUCACUGAAUAAGUAUUUAUGCAAACUGGAGUAUCCAUUUAUGAUGGUCUCGGCUCUUACACAAACCUGACUUGUCAAUGGGUAUCCAUGUAUGGUAAUUGGCCUUGAGAAAAUUCUCACUGAAUGUUUUUUUGGUAGUAUAAUGCAGCCUAUAUUUGGGAAAAAUCGAGCUCAGACUUCAGGGUGGGCAUGUUCGACGUUGACGGUUAUGCACAAGACCAAAAGCUGAAAACAUAUGAUAAAUUCAGACCACGUAGUUUCAACUCGUAGUUGAAUAUCCUGUAUGAUUUGAAAAUACAACACAAGCAUGCAUGUGCAUUCAACCCACUUUAAGUGCUGAUUUCCGUCAAUUGUGUAUGGUCGGUAUGGAUCGAAGAGGUUUUUGCGUCUGUUCACUCUGUUAGUUUUACAUUAUCAUUUUAUGCCACUUUAGAGCAUAAUGGAAGACAUUGGUUUAUUUUUGGAGUUUGAAUACUUCAUGACCUCUUUGUUCCUGAGAACCUCGUCAGUGCAUUUGAAGAGUCUUUUGGGCUUUUUGACAUGAAUAAUAUAUCUUCAUCUGUUUAAAUUAAAAUGUAUGUUAGUUUCACAGCCUCAUCUCCCGUGCAUAUGCAUUUCAUGAACUGUUUAUGUAGGUGAUAGAAAUAAAUUUAUCAACCAUGAGGCCUCCCUGAGUCCAAACAGGUGUUUGGAUGGAGUUGUUGUGGAUUCAUAAGGAAACCGACAGAUUUGUUAAAGUUCAGAACCUAGUUCUACAAAAUUUAAUAUCCUAGUUAUUUGGAUAGUUGAGAUCCCCCUUUUCCUACAUUCACUGAUUAUUGUCUUAAAUCGAAUAAAUAUGGAAAAAAGAAAAAAAACCGUAUAAGGCACGUGUUAGGUGGUACAUUAUUUUGGAAAGAUGUCAUUUUUACCAUUACAACGUUUACUGAAAUUUGAUAUUUUCUUGAACAAUCCAGCUAAUAUUAUGGUAAGUGUGUUGCUUAAAAAAUAUUAUGAUGCUUCACUGCUUGAACCGUAAAUAUUAUGUAGCAAAGCGAAAUCUCGAUACACUCCAGUUCAAUUGGUCCAAGCUUUGCUGCUGAUUAUAUACCUAGGAUAUCAUUCAUUCUUUCGUUGUCAGUCAUCAGCUUGGUUCAUUUAUUUUAGCAGUUGGAGCAUUUUGUGUGUAUAAUUCUUGGCUCAAUAAUGGUUGCCUUGUUUCAUCCCUCCAAAAUACUUACUCUUCCUUUUAAAAUGAUCAAGUUUUCUUCGGGUUCCCAAAGCUUAUAUUUUCUUAGUUUUUUAUUUCUAUUUUUUAAAAAAAGCCCAUCUUUUUUGAACGCUUCUGUAUGCCCCUCAUUAUGAGUUUGGAUUGAUUACCUGCUGUUCUCAGGGAAACUGUUGAUCUUCCAGCCUAGGUUCCUGUUAAAGCUUAAGCAGACUAAUUUUUCAUUGCAGACAGUCUUGUCUCACUCUUUUUCUUCUGUUCACUUCUCUCGUUAAGGAAGAUUUGAGUUACUCUUCUUCUGUGUGUUUUAAUCAGUUGAACAGCGGCAAGGUCGUAGCAGUGGGUCCUGGUGCUCGUGAUAGAAAUGGAAAUCUCAUCCCCGUCCCAUUCAAGGAAGGAGAUCAUGUUCUUCUCCCUGAGUAUGGGGGCACUGAAGUGAAACUCAGCGACAAAGAGUAUGCUCUUCUGAUUUCUUCCCAGGAUUAAUGUAGCUUUAUUUUUGGGUUAGUACUGCAUCCGAAUGGCUUCCCUUGUCAUAUUUCAUCUUACUUCCGAAAUCAUGAUCAUUUUCAGAAGCAAUCUUCAUUUAAUAUUCUGGGUCAUUGUCUGUUCUCAAUGUCUUCUCAUCUCAUUGUGCACCAAAUCAUGCUCAUUUUCGGAAGUACCCUUCAUUUAAAACUAUGGGUUAUUUUUAAUUCCAAAUUUUUCCCCUGCUAUGCAGCAUGAUAUUGGUCCUAGGUAAUGGUGUUUUACUAGGUUGUGUUAUUAAAAUGAGAAGGUUUUCUAUCAGAGUUCAUCUUGGCUUAUUGCAUCUACUGAUCCUCUGUCUCCCAAGAUAAUAGUUUCCAGUGGCAAUUGCCUUUCAAUGCUGAUAGCAUGGUGUUCUUUCUAUGGUUUUCAGCUAAACUCAAAUCUUGACUUCUCUCAGUGGUGAUGCCUGGACGACACUCAGAAUUGGGCUGUAAUCAUUAUGAGCUGAUCCCUUCUUUUCCGUUCUUCAAUUCCAUCUUGAAUGGUUUAAAGAGCCAUCAAAUCAGUUUAAGUGAACCAAUUUAGGGUCCUGAGUUGACCGGAAAUCUGCCAAUUAUGUGGGGAUGAGCUGGUUCCUCCCUGAUCUGCCAGGAAUGCUGAUCAGAGUAAGAAUAUGGAAGCACGGCUCGUUGCUGUAUAAGAACUAAAUGAGGAGGAUAACUGGCCAGAGUCCCCCCUGAAUAACUAUAUAUAUAUAUAUAUAUAUAUAUAUAUAUAUAUAGUCAGACACAAUGUGCAUGCACGUAUACUAUAUAUAUAUAGCAUUUAUGUGGAAGAAGGAUGCAUGAAAGACUCGUGACGACCAUGCCAUACAAGAUUUGCUGGACUUUUUUGUUCCAUUUGAUUGCAGAUCAAGACUUUCUUAAUGGGGUGACCCAAAAGCAGAGCACUGAUACAAAUCCCGUCUGUUGUUUUCUUUAAUCUGCCCUUGGAUUCUCUCAGGUUCCAUCUCUACAGGGAUGACGACAUUCUCGGGACUCUGCAUGAGUGA
Messenger RNA from Spirodela intermedia, 3107 nucleotides. Lineage: Eukaryota; Viridiplantae; Streptophyta; Magnoliopsida; Alismatales; Araceae. The record is from the annotation of a GenBank genome assembly.